UAUCUCGUAACAGUGAACAUUAAAAUUCACGUAAGCCGUUACGUAGUUUCAGCACCGAUUUUUUUUGCCCACGAUAUUGUACGAUGGCAGCAAUAAAUAAAUUAACAGUUUUGACUCGUAGUUUGAGUUCCACAACUCAAAAGGUCAAACUUCCCGUACAAGUAUUUGGGUUGGAGGGUCGAUAUGCUACCGCACUCUAUACGGCCGCUACUAAGUUGAAUCAGCUUGAGCAAGUUGAAAAAGAUUUGAGCGCCAUUCAAGUAACACUUAAGAGUGAUAAAAAUUUUCGUGAACUAAUGGCAAAUCCUAUUAUUAACAAAAACGCAAUGGCUACGGCACUAAAACAAACUGCUGAAAAAAUGCGUAUGGCUCCAGCAACUGGCAACUUGCUCGGUCUUUUGGCUGACAACAGACGACUUAAAAAGUUAGACACAGUUGCAAAUGCCUUUAAAAUAAUAAUGGCAGCACAUCGGGGAGAAGUUGUGUGUGAAGUCGUUUCUGCCAAACCACUUGAUGCCGGACAGAACAAGCAAUUGGAGGGUGCCCUUAAAGCAUUCUUGAAACCAAACCAAACUUUAAAAAUAACUUCACGUGUAGACCCUGCUAUUAUUGGGGGGCUAAUUGUAUCAAUUGGUGAUAAGUAUGUUGACAUGAGCAUUGCUGCCAAGGUUAAAACGUACACCGAUAUUAUUUCUUCAUCAGCUUAAGAAAACAUAGUUCUGCAAAUGGUACAGAUUGGUUAAACUCAUAUUUGAAUUAUACUAUAACUGUCGGUAUACUAGAAUUUUGAAAAUUAAUAAAGUUUAAAUAAAAACAAUAAUUAAAUUAUAAUUUUUGUUUAUUUUUGCUUUUAAAUAAAAUAAGCAGGAAUAAACUCCUUUCC
Molecule: messenger RNA, 883 nt
Organism: Teleopsis dalmanni
Lineage: Eukaryota; Metazoa; Arthropoda; Insecta; Diptera; Diopsidae
Product: ATP synthase subunit O, mitochondrial-like
Exons: 3
Coding region: 84-707 (207 amino acids)
Biological process (GO): proton motive force-driven mitochondrial ATP synthesis
Molecular function (GO): proton-transporting ATP synthase activity, rotational mechanism
Source: RefSeq, a predicted model, not a curated record